CACCACGGUGUCCAAAUUUGACACUGGAAUUUUCUUACGAACACUGUUUUUUCAGAAACCAAAAAUCGAAACCAACAACCGCCCAUUUAUUUCACCACUCCGACCAAGACCUUGACUGCUACAAACAGCAAAAACUGCCCUCAACUUUUAGUUCCUUCCGAAACGCAUCCAUUUUCUCCCUCGAAAUUCACGCCACUGGGAUCCGUCGAAGAACGCCAAAAAUCUCGGUGCUUUGUUUCGGAAGCACCGGCAUUGGGAACUGUGAUGGUGAAAGCGGAGCCUAAGAAGAAGGGUCGGGGAGUGCCAUGGCUUUGGGUUCUGAUUUCUCUCGUGGCUGUCUUUGUUGCUAUGGCUUUCUCCUCUAAAACUUCUCCCCGAAUUUCUCUCUCUGGAGCCAUCGAUAGAGCUUGUCAGUGUGCCCGGGGUGCACCCAAGUUCAGUGGCAUGGUAGAGGACUGUUGCUGUGAUUAUGAAACUGUGGACCAUCUCAAUGAGGAAGUGUUGAACCCUUCCCUCCAAGAACUCGUGAAGACCCCUUUCUUUCGAUAUUUUAAGGUGAAGUUAUGGUGUGACUGUCCUUUCUGGCCUGACGACGGCAUGUGCCGGUUGCGGGACUGUAGUGUAUGUGAAUGCCCCGAAAGUGAAUUCCCUGAAUCAUUUAAGAAGCCACAUGGCUUGUCAAUGAAUGAUCUUGUUUGUCAAGAAAGUCAACCUCAGGCAGCUGUUGACCGUACUUUAGACAGUAAAGUUUUCAGAUGGACAGAAAUAGACAAUCCAUGGACAAAUGACGAUGAGACUGACAAUGACGAGAUGACGUACGUGAAUCUUCAACUGAAUCCUGAAAGGUAUACUGGUUACACUGGUGAUUCUGCAAGAAGGAUAUGGGAUGCUGUCUACUCUGAGAACUGCCCCAAAUAUCCGUCUCAAGAGUUAUGCCAAGAGGAAAAAAUUUUGUAUAAAUUGAUAUCCGGUCUCCACUCCUCCAUAUCAAUACAUAUAGCUGCCGAAUAUCUACUUGAUGAAGCUUCAAAUUUGUGGGGCCAGAAUCUUACUUUGAUGUAUGAUCGAGUCCUAAAAUACCCUGAUCGUGUCAGCAAUUUGUAUUUCACUUUUCUCUUUGUGCUGCGAGCAGUGACCAAGGCUGCAGAAUAUCUGGAACAGGCACAGUAUGAUACAGGUAACCAUAAUGAGGACCUUAAGACACAGUCCUUGAUAAAACAGCUACUUCAUGACCCCAAGCUUCAAUCUGCGUGUCCGAUUCCAUUUGAUGAAGCUAAUUUGUGGAGAGGCCAAAGUGGACCUGAGCUAAAACAGAAAAUUCAACAACAAUUUAGAAACAUCAGUGCAUUGAUGGAUUGUAUAGGAUGUGAGAAGUGUCGAUUAUGGGGUAAGCUUCAGGUUCUUGGUCUUGGAACUGCAUUAAAGAUUCUCUUCUCUGUUGAUGGUCAAGAAAACUCAAGUCAAACACUGCAGCUGCAAAGGAAUGAGGUAAUUGCAUUGAUGAACCUUCUGAAUCGGCUUUCAGAAUCUGUCAAAUUUGUCCAUGAAGUGGGACCUGCAGCUGAUAGUGUGAUGGAAGGACAUGUUUCUGCUCAUAAAACAUUGAUUAACGCAUGGAAAAAUAUUUGGUCCUUUGUAUCUAAAACAUAGGCUGAGUGAGUGGUGACAGUUCUGUUUUCUGUGAUUCAAAUUACUUCAUAGGUUAGACAUAGAAAAGCACUGUCAUUAUUUGGAAAUUAAUGUACUUAGAGUGUCUCAAAACUGAAAAUAAAUGGUUGAAUAUAGGGGAAAAGAUUAAGUGAAAGUAAUAGAAGAUAUAUUGCUUGGGAAUAUGGGGUUUAAUCCCUUCUUCCCCACUGAUUUUGUAGUUC
This is a messenger RNA of Vigna unguiculata (cowpea), 1871 nucleotides long. RefSeq names its product endoplasmic reticulum oxidoreductin-2-like. The record is from RefSeq and is a predicted model, not a curated record. Gene Ontology annotation, cellular component: endoplasmic reticulum membrane; endoplasmic reticulum. Gene Ontology annotation, biological process: protein folding in endoplasmic reticulum. Gene Ontology annotation, molecular function: protein-disulfide reductase activity; thiol oxidase activity; FAD binding. NCBI's taxonomy places the organism in Eukaryota, Viridiplantae, Streptophyta, Magnoliopsida, Fabales, Fabaceae.